AUGCUCACGAGUGGUGUUGUCGCGGUCACUCUCUCGAAGCUUCCCAUUGUCGCCUCUUUCGAUCCUUUGCACCACAUCGGUGGUAAUGGUCCGUGGUUCUCUGCUCCGAAUGUGUUCAACAUUGAUGCUGAGCCUCCAACGGGAUGCGUCGUUGAUCAAGUGGCUUUCGUCUCUCGGCACGGUUCGCGAUAUCCAGAUCCAGGCGCCUACAAUGAGUGGACUGCCACAAGUGCCAAAAGCCACGCAGCAAACUUUACCACAACCUCCAGCGAGCUCAACUUCCUGAAAACAUGGCAGCCAAUACUCCGUCACCCUGAGCUAGAGCUCUCUCAACUUUCUCUCGGUGGCUAUAAGGAGCUCUAUGAGAUGGGCGUGGAGUAUAGAUACCGAUACCCGAGCCUGUACGUCGAGAACGAUCCUUUCGUGUUGUGGGCCAACUGGUACAAUCGCUACCUCUUCCGGGUCAUAGACUCAGCCAGGCUGUUCGCUCGUGGAUAUCUUGGACCAAACGCGACAGAUGUCGGAACUGUAUACGUUGUCAACGCUUCUGACUCGCGCGCUGUUGCAAACUCCCUGGCGCCCUCUGACCUGUGCCCGAACUACCAGAACUCUGGUGGCGGAGAGCAUGCAACGAUAUGGGCCAAUACCUACCUGCCGCCUGUCGUAGAUCGUAUCGACAGUCUGCUGCAUGGCCUAGAAUUCAACACAUCAGAUGUAUCCAUCUUCCCCUACCUGUGUGGCUUCGAAACGCAGAUCCUCGGGCGUCGCAGUCCGUGGUGUGAUGUCUUCACUGAAGAAGAGAUCCUCUUCUACGAGUAUGCGCAGGACAUCCGAUACUGGUAUGGCACUGGCCUCGGCACAGAGCUCGAGAAGAACAUGAUGCUGCCCUUCCUGACAUCUCUUGUACAACGUUUCGUGGACGGUCCCAAUGCCACGUAUUCCAGGGCGAACAACUCAACGCGUUUCAAGCCAAAUCCUUUGAUUGCAGUGUUAUCGAAUGAUGGCCAGAUCAACCAGCUUGCGGCCGCGAUUGGAGUGUUCGAUGGUCAGCCAGACCUACCGGCAACGAACGUCCUGCAGAACAGAACCUUCCGUGCCAGCAACUUCGACACGAUGCGUGGUACGAUCGGCUUUGAGAGGCUGAGCCGUGGUCUGUCGUCCGCGAAAGAAGGCACAUUCUUGCGCGUCAAGCUGAAUGAUGCGGUGUAUCCAGUGGUCGGAUGCGAUCAAGGUCCAGGACGAAGUUGUGCUCUCCGAUCAUACCGGGAGAUCGUGGAGCGGAAGAGUGCGGCAUUGGGUGAUUUCGAGGUCGCAUGCGGCAUUGGGAAUAGCAGUGUCGCUCCUGUUGGCAGCAAGAACAUACGCGUACCAACGUUUGAUUGA
This is a messenger RNA of Fulvia fulva, 1383 nucleotides long. RefSeq names its product 3-phytase B. Gene Ontology annotation, cellular component: fungal-type cell wall. Bases 1 to 1383 code for a protein of 460 amino acids. NCBI's taxonomy places the organism in Eukaryota, Fungi, Ascomycota, Dothideomycetes, Mycosphaerellales, Mycosphaerellaceae. The transcript is spliced from 2 exons. The record is from RefSeq and is a predicted model, not a curated record. Gene Ontology annotation, molecular function: acid phosphatase activity.